AUGGUAAUAUUGGUGUCGAUGAAGGCAUUGCGUCCCGAAGUGCAGGACUUUUGGGUGACAAUCGGCGACGAAGUGACCACUUUUGCUGAGCUUAAGCGCCAUAUACUCGGUCUGGAACCGGUCGGCGAUCGUCCGCACGAAGACAUUGGCCUCUAUUUGGACAACGGUCUGCUGCGCGACGACAGCACUUCCAUCGGUGAUGUCCUGCGCGGCAAAGAGCGGCUCGAAGUGCGGGCCAUAAGCGAUGGCAAGCGGGCGCCCAAUCAGCCAAUGCGUGCCAAGCGGGCCAUCGCCACCAUUAAACGGAAGCAAUUGGAGGACAUGAAGCGAACCAUCGCCGACAUGAAACAGCUGUCGUUGUCUACUAUUAAUGUCGCGCAACAAACGGAAGGCCCGAAAAUGUUGGACAAUAUCGUCCACAAAGACGACCGCAAAGACCAGUUCAUAGAUGAGCAGUGGUUAGUGAUCCCAUCGCAGCAAUUGUCACCGCAUUUGUUCCCAUUUCCCGACAGUAUUAUCAUUGACGACACGUCGGACGUGGAGUCCAUCGAUACAACGCCGACGGCGGACAACAUAUGGGCCACGAAGAGAGCGGUCGUCAAAAAGAAUCUUGGGUUGCGGCCCAACGACCCGAAUACUGGCGGUUAUAUCGACCCGCGAGCGACCAAACCACUGGUGCUUAGCGAUCAUCCGUUGAUUCCCAUCGAUAGGGGUCCGUAUCGGUGCUGUUAUUGCGGCAAAAUGUUUGACUCCAUACCAGUGCUCGACAAACACCACGACAUUCACUUCAAGUAUUGA
This is a messenger RNA of Medioppia subpectinata, 798 nucleotides long. The record is from the annotation of a GenBank genome assembly. NCBI's taxonomy places the organism in Eukaryota, Metazoa, Arthropoda, Arachnida, Sarcoptiformes, Oppiidae.